Nerophis ophidion (straightnose pipefish) is the source of this 2720-nucleotide messenger RNA. It is a transcript of the gene hgfac, whose product is annotated as hepatocyte growth factor activator. The transcript is spliced from 15 exons. Gene Ontology annotation, cellular component: extracellular region. Gene Ontology annotation, molecular function: serine-type endopeptidase activity; calcium ion binding. The record is from RefSeq and is a predicted model, not a curated record. NCBI's taxonomy places the organism in Eukaryota, Metazoa, Chordata, Actinopteri, Syngnathiformes, Syngnathidae. Gene Ontology annotation, biological process: blood coagulation; zymogen activation. The coding region runs from base 337 to 2238 and encodes 633 amino acids.
CUGGUGACGCCCCUUCAUGUCACCAGCGACUAUUAAGAGGAGGACAGACGUUUUCCAGCUGUGUUGUGACUUGGCACUUCCUCUCCUGGCUUCACCCCCGUCUUCCAUCCUUUCUAUGAAGGUUUGGCCGUCCACUAGUCGGGUAUGGGGGAGAGGAAAAGUCCACCAUUUCACUGGAAGUUCCCAAAAGGAGAGCACUGGAGUGUCUUUUUUGUCUUGUCGCUCACCAGGUUAUAGACAAGCCCGGUGACGCAAAGGGUUGACUCAGGAGGGGACAGGCUAAUACUUGCAAGGAUCCCCUGGCUGGCAUUCAUGAAGACGCGGUGAAAGUGAAACAUGACGUUUGCAGUCAUGAUGCGGAUACUUUUAUGUCUUCUCAGUGCACCGGCGUUUACACGUGAGACCGUUACGUCCCGCAGAGAGACAGCAAGCAGUCCAAAAGCUCUUCUGACGAUAUUGGGUAAAGAAUGCAAGUUUCCUUUUCGCCAAGGAGGACAAAUUCAUCAUAGCUGCAUCACGGUCAUUGUCUCCAGACCUUGGUGUUCUCUAACAUCUAAUUUUGACCGGGACCGUCUGUGGGGUUACUGCGCCCUGGAGCAACAACAUACCAAUGGCUCCGUCCACACGUCACGAAGAAUCAUCAAUCCAUGUAAGGAAAAGCCGUGUCACAACGGAGGCACCUGCAUCCCACACAAGCUAGCAUUUGAGUGUCUGUGUCCCGAGAAGUUCUCUGGAAAAAAUUGUGAGCACAAAAAGUGCUAUGAAACUGUACACCUGCACUAUUAUGUUGAGGGAGAGUCUUGGGGUCGCAUUUACCUUCGCAACGUAGAGCAGUGCACAUGCAUCCAUGGUCAAAUCGAGUGUCAGCGAGUCCGUUACACUACGUGCCGCUCCAACCCGUGUCAGAAUGAUGGAACGUGCCGGAUGAUCAUAGCCACCGGCAAGGAAGUGUGUAACUGCCGAAAGAGCUACAGCGGACCGCUCUGUAGCUUUGAGCCCGAUAGCGAGUGCUACAGCAGUCGAGGUACAAACUACAGGGGCAUGGUGUCUUCCACGGUGUCCGGCACCCAAUGUCUGCCGUGGAACUCAGACCUGCUCUACAAUGAGCUUCACGUGGGCACCGUGCAGGCAGCUCCCCUCAGGGGCCUCGGGGAGCACGCCUACUGCAGAAAUCCUGAUGGAGACAAGAUGCCGUGGUGUUACACUCUGAAUAAGGGCGCCAUCUCCUGGGAGUACUGUGACGUGCUUUCCUGCAAGAUGCCUUUCUCCUCUUCUCGUCGGAUGAACAUGUUCAACACGCUCCCAGGACUCGGCAAUGCUAAGCCAUCCAAGCCAGCUUCAAAGAAGGCCGUGUGCGGUACAAAGCACAAGAAGAGAGUGUCGGUCGCCAGGGGAAGGAUCAUGGGAGGAAACGCUGCACUUCCUGGUACUCAUCCCUGGAUGGCUGCCAUUUAUUACGGAGAGUCUGAAUUCUGCGCCGGAACCUUAAUCGCCUCCUGCUGGGUUGUCUCUGCAGCACACUGUUUAUUUCGGAAUCCCCUGACGUCCCAGCUUCGAGUGGUCCUCGGCCAGCACCACUUCAACGUGAGCGGCAGGGACACAAGAACGUUUGGAGUGGACAAGUACAUCUUUCCCAAACAGUUCUCCGUGUUUAACCCUACACUACAUGACAUCGUCUUGAUCAAACUGAAGAAACAAAACGGCCAAUGCGUCAAGAGGACACAGUUCAUCAGACCCAUUUGUCUCCCAGAUGGAAAUGUCUCCUUCCCUGAUGGCUACUGCUGCACCAUCAGCGGAUGGGGUCGCUUGCAUGAGAAAGCAGAUGGUUACUCCAAUCUGCAAGAAGCCGGAGUGAGGCUAAUCCGCCAUGACGUGUGUCGGAAACCAGAGGUGUUUGGCAACCAUGUCACUGCCAAUAUGAUUUGUGCGGGGCUCAACGGUUGUGUGGACGCUUGUCAGUCCAGGGGUCACCAACGCGGUCCCGCGGGCACCCGGUCGCCCAUAAGAACCAGAGGAAUCGCCCGCUGGCCUGUUCUAAAAAUAGUUCAAAUAGCAGCUGUGGAGAGGCGACGCCGAAGGUCCGACAGAGAGGCAGGGCAUGGCGGCGGGGGAGAAGGAGAGAACGGGGCUGGUGAUGGAGCAACCCAUAUGAGGAAGGAACGAGAGACAACAACACGAGCAGCAGCGCGUGCAACCCGGAAGAGAGCGAGAGGCAGACGCAGACAACGGGAAGGCUGAAAAGCAAAAGCAAAAGACUUGUUUAUUGAAAGAAGUCUACACCUGCUCAAAAGGCAUGUCCUUCCUUGGUGGUCCUGGAACCCGCAAGACGACGGCUUGAGUCUAAUGAGUGUACAAAGCAAACGUCCUGACCUCAAUUUGGCUCAGUGUGCCAAACACUGCACCUACAGGAAACAGAUGUUUGAACAAUAACGAACAUAACAGGAAACUAAGCAAACACUGCACAUACAGGAAACAGAUGCUUGAGCAACAACCAACUUAACAGGAAACCAAGAGUACUUCCUAGACACGAGACACAUAGCAACUGACGUCAGUCAGUAGACUGACCAAUCAGAUAACUACUAGCACAGUGUAUAUAAGCUGCUGUACAACAAACUCUCAGACAGAUCGCUUUGGGUUUUCCUGGUACUACUGUUCAAGUGUACUAUACGAUCUCCGCUCUCUGCAGACUGCGUUUAAUAAAAUACUUCUACUUGACUCAA